Phasianus colchicus (ring-necked pheasant) is the source of this 5772-nucleotide messenger RNA. NCBI's taxonomy places the organism in Eukaryota, Metazoa, Chordata, Aves, Galliformes, Phasianidae. The record is from RefSeq and is a predicted model, not a curated record.
CUUUCCUAUUAAUCUUAUCUUGGUCAGUAAAUAAAAAUACUUCAGAUGCGUAAAUGAGAUUUUGCACAGCUCUGUUAACAAAAGGGUGUCUGUCUCUUUCAACAAGAUGGUAUUUAAUGAGACGCUUAUUUCAGUGGCAUAAUGACUCUCCCCUUGGCAGGCCUUUGCAAACUAUUAUAUCCUCAAAGAUGAUACUUUAGUCAUUGUGUGCAACCAUGUAUUAAACUUAUUAAAAAGACUUUGCAAUAUUUUAUUCUUUUUAAAGCCUACUUUGGCUGUUCCCGUUACAAGUUCACUUUAUAUGCAACCAAUCUCGUGGCUCUCUGAUUCAAGGGAGGAUAAAUAACAUUUUGUCAUAAUUCUAAAAGUCCUUGAAAUUCUUAGCUGCAGUUACAUUCACUGAAAAAUAAAAUGAGAAACUUUUUGCAAGCACACAAGUAAUGUGGAAAACUGAAUCUGAAUUUGAUGUGCUGUAGCAUGCUGUUUCAUGUCACUCUGUAUGGCCACAUUUUAUCGCUUCAUGGUUAGGAGGAGUGAAGCAGUUUCAUGCACUGAUAAGUUUGAUCCUGUUUCAGAUUUUGAUGUAGCUGACACGAGGAUCUGUAUUUUAAAAAAAAGUCUUUCUUACAGGGCCUGUGUUCAUUUCUUAAAAGGGAGGAUGGAGCAGUUUUCUGAGAGAUAUUUGCAAUAUUAAACAGAUUAAUUAAAAAUGCCUCAGAGACAAGAAGGAAAUAUAAAUCAAAGAAGUAUUUUUACAGGACCUGUAAGGACUCCUGAGAAUCCAUCACUGCUAGCUGUGCUUGCUGUUUCCUCCUUUUGCUCACAGUUUGUACUACUGCUCUGUUAUUGAUCCAAAGCUUGGAAAAGAAACAUGGAUGCAUUUCUGAGUUGCUUGGCUUUCUUGAAAGCGCUCUAUCCAAAUUCUAACAUAUUUUGGUGUCCAUUAGUAUAUACGUUGCUUUGACUUUUUAAUAUGGGAGAAGGGGAAGGGGAACCAACUACGUGAGGUCUGCCUAUGUGGACAUUUUACCAGAACAGUUCAAAUUUAACUUGGCUGAUAUUUUUCAUUGACAUAAUUUCAUCUGGUAUUGAAAGCAAACAACAGCAGUAACAACAACAACAAAAAGCACACCAAACCCUGAAACACAAUAGCGACUCUGAAAGCUAUUUGCUCUGUCAGAGCAGAGGCUAAUUACUCAGCCAACAUACUUGGACCCAGAAAUUCAUUUUUCACUUUAGUACAUACAUUUUAAGGCAUAGCAACUGUACCUGAGCUUUGCUCUAUUUUUAAGGUACUUUUCAAUGAGCGCUAUUGGCUUUGCCUCAUCUCCUGUCUCUUCUUACAUCUGUGCCAAGAGUUCCACCCUUUAUCACUGUAUGGAUGUGCAUUUCUAGUUGUCUAGUCAGUCUUUUCUCACUGUUAGUGCUAUAAGCUCAUUUUGCUUCCUGCUUCAUUGAUUCCUCUGUACAAGUGCUUGUUUCCACUCGUUCAAUGUGAAGUCUGUCCUUUCUUUAUUUCCUGUAAUUAUUCUCUCCCAUGGAUCCCAUAUUUAUUUGUAUGGUUAGUGGUGGCAGAGCAUGUCUUGCUUUUUCAGACUAAGAUAGAAAGUCUCUUAGGACCAUAUUACAUCUGCUGGUAAUUUUAUAACAGCCUACUCGUAAUCUAGAUGAUACCACUGUGAACAAUUGUUGAUUACUGCUGCAACUUAAACCAAAGACCUACAUAGCUUCAGAAAUAAGAGUAACUUGAAAUAUUUGGGGGGAAAACAAGUACUUUCAAAAAUUCUCUUUUGGUUGUGAAUGGUUAGGCUGUGGCAUUAGUUGAGGGCAGAGCUGUCACGCAUAACAGUUCACUGUUGUGCUCAACUUUUUGGUUCAGCUUUCAGUAUUUACUAGAAAAGUAGGCAGCUCCUACUUCUUGCUUACUUUCUGUACGAAAGCCUGGGUUCCCCAGGUGAGAGUACAGCCUAGUUGCUGUUCAGUGGCAAAAGACUGACAGGAGAGCAGAGGGCUUCUCCUCUUAAGAGGUGCUCCUGAGCAAGAGGGUGCUGCUGCUUCUAGCCUCCUUGUCACACAGCAACUAGAAGUACUGCCUGGUUGGUCAGUUCUAGGCAGAGGUUCUUUGUGUGAAGCUUUCAGCUAAGUGCCCACAUGCAUUUUUUCUUCUGGCAAGCUCCUUUAUUCACUGAGGAGAUGUCAAAUCAUUCCAUAAAAGUGUGCACGUUUCUUCCUAUAUAUGCCUUAGAAAUGCCUACCUCCUCUUCCUCGAUUUAGCAGAAAUGCUGAGCACCUGUGUGGGGCAGUGGAAUUGCUCUUCUAAGCCAUUUGGUUUUGCCUUAAUGACUGUUGUAACUGGAUAAAUUGGCAAAGCUGGUCUCAGUGCCACCUGCCUUCUGCUUUAUGUCCAAUUUGUGCUUCUGUUUGGUAGCUUAUGAGAGCCCAGGAAUGGCUGCCAGUACAGUUGAUGAAUAAAAACUGUUCAUAUUUAACCAAAAGACCAGAAUCCAAGUUCCUCAUGAUUAUUUUUCUUUUUUGUCUGACUGCAGUAAAAUAAUGUCUCUAAUAAAAAUACUGAGGAAGAAGAGGAAGAAAACUCAUGUUUUAUAUUUCUCAAAACCAAAGAAGACCUAGACCUUGUUUUGUGCUGCCUGAAGAACAAACUACCAGCUACUGCAAUGAGCAGUUCAUCCUGAUACAAUGAGAAGUUCAGCUGGUGAAAGAAGAGUUGGAUCUGAAAGGAAAGGGCAAAAUGAAAUCUAUCCAGGCCAAUUCCAGCCAUCUCUCUGCCACAAGUUCAUAGCUUUGAUGGAUAAAGAAGGAAAAUUGCUUCGUAACUAUACUCAGAACAUAGACACGUUGGAACAGGUUGCAGGAAUCCAAAGGAUAAUUCAGUGUCAUGGUUCCUUUGCAACAGCUUCCUGCCUGAUCUGUAAAUACAGAGUUGAUUGUGAAGUUGUUCGAGGAGAUAUUUUCAAUCAGGUUGUUCCUAGAUGUCCUCGCUGUCCGCCUGAUGAACCACUUGCUAUCAUGAAGCCUGACAUAGUGUUCUUUGGAGAGAACUUACCUGAGCAGUUCCAUCGUGCCAUGAAGUAUGACAAAAAUGAAGUUGAUCUCCUUAUUGUCAUUGGGUCUUCACUGAAAGUAAGACCAGUAGCAUUGAUUCCAAGUUCCAUCCCCCAUGAAGUGCCUCAGAUCUUAAUUAAUAGGGAACCUCUGCCUCAUCUACACUUUGACGUGGAGCUUCUUGGAGACUGUGACGUUAUUAUUAAUGAAUUAUGUCAAAGGCUAGGUAGUGAAUAUUCAAAACUUUGCUACAACUCAGUAAAGCUUUCAGAAAUAACAGAAAAGCCUCCACGAAUGCACAAAGAGCUCGAAAUGCACUCAUCUGAGCUACCACCUACACCCUUGAACAUUUCUGAAGACUCUGGUUCACCAGAACAAAUGACUCCACCAGAUACUUCAGUGGUGCCCUCAGAACACGCAGCUGAAUGUAAGAUAGAAAACUGUGAUCCUGCCUCUGAAACUAAAGGGACCUGCACAGAGGAAAAGCUUCAAGACACACAGGCAUCCUCUGAAAACCUUGAAAAUACUACUAGUGAAUCAAUGAACUCUGAAACAAUGAAGGAAAAUGGAACCAACAAUGGAGAAAGCAAAGAAAAAAAUGAAAUAGUGAAGAAGUGCUGGGUAAAUAGAUCUGCAAAAGAACAGAUUAGCAAAAGGCUGGAUGGUACUCAGUAUCUAUUUUUACCACCAAAUCGCUAUAUUUUCCACGGAGCUGAGGUAUACUCAGAUUCUGAAGACGAUAUGAUAUCUUCUAGCUCUUGUGGGAGUAGUAGCGAAAGCGGCUCGUGUCGCAGUCAGAGCUUAGAUGUGGAGGACGAGAGCGAGAUUGAAGAGUUUUACAAUGGCAUAGAGGAUGAGGAUGCUGCGGAAAGGGAAGACGAAGCUGCAUUUGGGGAAGAUGGGGUUGAACAAGAUGCAGCUGAUGAAUCAGCUUACACAAAUGAAGCUGCAGGGAACAAUCAUCCAACAAGCAACAAGUUGUGAAGCGAUCACUGGUUACAGGAAUUUUCCACCAGCAUUAGGAGCUUUGGCAUGUCAGGACGAAUGUUUACGUCUGGAUUUAGAGCAAGGAAACCAUAAGGAUGUGGUGUUUAUAAACAACUGAAACAGAUUUUCAUGCUUAGUUUUUUACCUUUUUCAAUAAAAUUCUCUUACUGCACACUCAACACUAACUUUUUUUUUUUAAGGUACUAGGAAUAUCUAAGCAAUUAUUACUAUGUUCACUUUUAAGUCAUCUGUCUGAUCAGACAUCCAUGUAUAUAAUACCUAUUUUGCAUAAUAAAUUUCAGCUUAUAUUAUUUUUAAACAGUUUUGAAAAAGCCAUUGGAAUGUUAAACUAAUAUAAAGGGAACAGCUAAUUUAGACCAAAGAAUGGUAUUAUCACACUUCUUGCUUUGUAACAGUUUGGUUUAUUUAAAACUUCUUACGCUUCUGCUAAACCUUUCGUUCUCGCAUAGCCUAUCAUUAAACACUGGCAUUUUCUAAGACCGACUGGCAGCUAAUUUUUUGCUUUAACAGUUAGUUUGUAUGUUUGAGACAUACUUAAAUGUGAGUAGAUAGUUAAAAAUGGAAACAAGACAGUAAGCACUUGAAAACUCCUAAUCUUUUUUAGACUGAUAAGAAGUGCUGUGAAAAUGCUUCAGUUACUGAGCUUAAUACUUCCUGUGGACAUGAAGCUAUGUUGACAUUGGCUCCUUAGCAAUUAUAAUACUGGAACACCAGUAUUUUAAACAAAAUGGAUUCCCGAUGGUCGAAGUUUUUCAUGUUGUAUACAAAAAGUCAAAUAUAGUGCAGCUUGCAUUAACAAUAGGAUUUGAUCACUUGCCAAGGCUGCAACACAGAGGCUUGGCUGCGCACACAAUAACGUUCCUACCAGCACGUGAGAAGGCACGGAAACCAAAUCUCUUCCUGUAAUACUUAGAGGUAACAGAAUCAGAAGAAACUUGCUCAGAGAGCAACAGCCUCUGCUGCUACUGCUGUGUGGGUGAAAUACAGGUUAAUCACCUCACCUGGAGAUGUGCUACUUUGAGUGAUGUCCCAGAUGGGAAAUGUGACUUUCCACCUGCUAGCUCCAACAUGCAUCUUAGAAGCAAAGCAGCUAUUCCAAUGAUCACAUUGCGUAUUAAAGUGCUAAGCUGCCUUAAAACUGGAUGUUGCAAAUUUUCAAGUGCGGAUUGUUUCCAAGCCUUUAGAAUUAUUUUGUAAAAUUGCACAGUGCAGUAGUAAGUGAAUCAGCAUUUUUUAUAUAAACCACUUUUUCAACAUUGGCCCAAAUGAACUCUACGAUGUAGAUUAUUCAGAUACUUUGCUUUAAUAUUUAUUACAUUUUGGAGAUGUAUAGUAGCUGUUCUUUGAAGAUAAGAUACAUCACUUAAUGAAUAUUUAAGAACAGCUUUCUGCAUUCAUCUAAAAAUGUUGGCAUGUUGUCUCAUUGUCCAAAUUUAAUACAGCUCUUAUUUGGCUACACUAAAGAAUGCAAUAUGUUUAGUUUUCACUUGCAUGUUACAAUGUAUUAGUUUGUGCUAUAGGAGAUAUUUUAAAUUGAAAUACUUUGUUUUAAAUUAUUUUUACAGUGAGGAUUGUUUUCUGCUCUUUUAUAUUGUAUAUAGUGUCUUUUAUGUAAUCUACUGGCAUAUGUUUUGUAGAAGACUGUUUAAAAUGACCGGCUAUCUUCCUGCAACUUUUGAAAUACAAAACCAGUGUUUUAUA